UUGUGCUUUUUUUAUAUUAGAGUACCAUGUCGCCUGGCUAAGAAACGGCACAAUAAGAUUAACAAACUGUCUGCAAACGCAGCCUCACUGGAUGGCAAAGAGGAGGAACAUUCUAGGAUCACUGCCGAUGAGCAGAGUAUUUUUGCCAGGAUAAUUAAACUGCAGGAUGUGGACGUGCUCGCGCAAUUGAUUUACGGGGUUCGAUAUCUGGACAUCAGGGUCGGGCACUACCCUAACACGAAUUCGAUAUGGUGGGCUAAUCAUGGGGUAUUCAAAUCUGUCCCCAUGCAAAACGUCGUGAACCAGGUGAAGGCCUUCCUUAACAAUACGAACGAGAUCGUGAUAUUCGAUAUCCAGGAAUUUCCCGUUGGCUUUGGGAAAAAUCUGGGAGUACAUCACGAUUUCGUUAGAUUUCUCGAGGAACAAUUUGCCGGAUACUACUUGCCGAAGAGUUACGGAUGGACCAGCACGCUGAAUACAAUCUGGUCAUCUGGGAAAAGACUCAUAAUCGGUUACGAUGAGAAACGAGUCGUCAGCCGCUACGAGAGCGUGUGGCCCUGCGUGACACAUCAAUGGGGAAAUGUCAGAAACAUCGAAGAUUUGUUUAACUAUCUGGAUCGUAUCGAAAUGGAAAAUCUUGGAUAUCCUAGAGCGAUACCGAGAUCAGCGAUGGCAGAAUUAACGCCCAACACGUGGGACGUAAUCUUAAAUCGCCUUGGAAGCAUUCGUCAGAUGGCAGAGAAAGUUAAUAUCAACGUUACAAAUUGGUAUAAUAGCAAAUGGCAACAUACGGCCAAUAUUGUCGCCGUCGACUUCGUCCGAUCGUCCGGCAUCAUCGAAACUGCGAUCGAAUGGAACGAAAGACGUAAUUCGCAUUGUUAAGAAAGUAAAAAAAAAGAACUUAUAAACCAAAGUUUGUUAAUACAUUCAAAUUAUAAUAAUUCAUAGCAUACCGAGCAGCGCAAAAGGUUUUAUGCUAGUACUUAAUAAUUUAUUAUCUCGACACAAUCUUCUGUAUAGUUAUGUUUUAUGGAUAUAUAAUAAAUUUUAUACGCACAAGGGGUGAAUCACGCAAAUAGAAAAUGUCUAUAAUUGAAAGAACAUAAAUAUCUCUAAAAAAUAUUUUUCGUAGAAAUAUAAUAUACGAGAGACGAUGUUUUU
Molecule: messenger RNA, 1161 nt
Organism: Formica exsecta
Lineage: Eukaryota; Metazoa; Arthropoda; Insecta; Hymenoptera; Formicidae
Product: PI-PLC X domain-containing protein 1-like
Exons: 4
Biological process (GO): lipid metabolic process
Molecular function (GO): phosphoric diester hydrolase activity
Source: RefSeq, a predicted model, not a curated record